AUGGACAAAAUUUGGAUGUUCCAUUAUGAUGGACAAAUGGACGACACGAAAUGGAAAAAUGAUCAUCAAUAUUUUGGUGAUUCUCCAAUGGGUAGUGUAUUUCUUGGUUCUGUUGAUGCUAGCAAUGAAUCUACCGAUUCCACCAAAAUGUACAAGUUAUUUGAAAACACUAUUGAAAGAAUUGGGCCGGAAAAUAUUGUACAAGUUGUCACCGAUAAUGGUAGUGAGAAUGUUGAGGCGGGAAGUAGGAUGAAGGGUGUGUACCCACACAUUUAUUGGACUCCAUGUGCCGCUCAUUGCAUCAACUUGAUAUUUGGUGACAUAUUUAAACUUAAGCCAUAUGCUUCCGUGCUUCAUUUGGUGGAUGGGGAGAAAAACCACCAAUAUUAUAUUUAUGAAGCAAUGGAUAGAGCCAAAGAAGAUAUUUCACAUGGUUUUCAUGGAGUUAAGAAGCAAUAUGAGAAAGUGUUUCAAAUUAUUGAUGCAAGGUGGUCAGAACAACUCCAUCGGCCAUUGCAUGCUGUAGGACAUGUCUUGAACCCAGGAUUAUAUUAUAAAGCUCAAGAAGAUAGAACUAUAGCACAUACUUUGUGGACCGAGUAUUAUGCAUGUGUUGAGAAGUUGGUCCAUGAUACAACAAUACAAGAUUCACUAGUCGCUGAGCUUCCUAGGUACAAAAUGGCAGAUGGACUAUUUGGUUGUGGUCCAGCUAAAAGAGCUAAAAACACAAGGUCACGGGUUGAAUGGUGGUCACUAUUUGGUAGUGAAACACCAAACUUGCAAAAGUUUGCCAUGAAAGUAUUAAGCCUAACUUGUAGCUCAUCCGGAUGUAAGCGAAAUUGGAGUGUGUUUGAACAUAUUCAUUCCAAAAAGAGGAAUAGGAUAACACUAUCGCGUCUCAAUGAUCUAGUGUACAAUAAGUACAAUAGAACAUUGAAACGUCAUUAUGAUGCUCAUGAUCUUAUUGAUCCAAUUCGCUUGGAUACCAAUGAUGAUUCAAAUGAAUGGGGACUUUCUUCAAGAUCAAGAGCACUUGACAAGGGCAAAGGACUAGAAAGUACAUCUACAAGUUCAUCUUCAAGUAGGAAUCAAACACUAAUUGAUGAGGAAUACGUGGAGGAAGAAAAUGAAGAGCAAUAUAAUGAUGUAGAGGAUUUUGAUCUUCAAGAGUUGGAUAGUUUUGAAGAAGAAUAG
Molecule: messenger RNA, 1194 nt
Organism: Solanum lycopersicum (tomato)
Lineage: Eukaryota; Viridiplantae; Streptophyta; Magnoliopsida; Solanales; Solanaceae
Molecular function (GO): protein dimerization activity
Source: RefSeq, a predicted model, not a curated record